Messenger RNA from Ruditapes philippinarum (Manila clam), 5803 nucleotides. Its product is annotated as coiled-coil and C2 domain-containing protein 2A-like. Gene Ontology annotation, cellular component: ciliary transition zone. The record is from RefSeq and is a predicted model, not a curated record. NCBI's taxonomy places the organism in Eukaryota, Metazoa, Mollusca, Bivalvia, Venerida, Veneridae. Gene Ontology annotation, biological process: non-motile cilium assembly; protein localization to ciliary transition zone. The coding region runs from base 268 to 5604 and encodes 1778 amino acids. The transcript is spliced from 42 exons.
AAAAGUCAAGCGUUUCUGUGACAUCGAUCAAUACUUUUGAUCUGUCAUGUUUUUACAUGAAUUUUUCUGUAAACAUUAGAGAAAUUCUGAUAAUUUCUACCAAAACUAAAGAAAUUGCAAACGAUUUAAUAUGUUUUCCAACUUCAACUUCUGAAAUGGACAAGCAGCAGUUGUAAAUCGGUCCUCAGGUCGCAGUUGUCAAGAACGCCAUACCAAUUUCAUUGAGUUUAAAGAAUAACGAUCAGAUUACUUUAAAAAAAAGGAAAGAUGUCGGGAAUUCGAGAUAGAAUUCGAAAGAAAAAGAAGGACAAAUUAUUAGAAGAUGGUGAAGAAGAAGAUGGCAUAUCCAAUCCUACAAUGGAAGAAGAUAUUAUGGAUUAUACACAGCCGAGUGGUACAGACUCUUCACCAGAGAUGGAAGCAGCCGAGGCUGAUGCUCUUGUUAAAACAUUGAAGACUAAGAGAAGGAAGAAGAAAAAGGAGUUAGCUGAAGAAGUUAUCUCACCUAAAGAUGAUCUUGCCCGUGAGUUGAAAGAAGCCAAGAAGAAGAGUAAAGCCAAAGUUGAUGAAUCUGUCCGUCAGGAGCUAGAAGACACAGCUGUCUCAGAGGUUGCUGAUGAUGGUACCCUGCCCAUGCCUGAUGAGGAAGAGGGUGAGGCAGGAGUGUCAGGGGAACCAGCAUCACCUAAAUCUGAGGCAGAGAGUGAAAGCAGAAUAAAGAAAUUGAGGAGAAAAAGUGAACAAGUGGAAGAAACCCCAAUUGAGCCUCCCCCUGAGACUGAAGAGGCCCCGCCUACUGAGGUUCCAAAAGAUGAGGAAGAGAAAGCACCAUCACCACGACCUCCUUCACCUGCUGAUACUGAAGCAGAAACUGACAGGAAAACCCCCAGAAUGGCCUCAAUGAGAGCAAAAAUGAAAGAAAGAUUAGCUAAAGCAAAGGAAGAAGCAAUGACAGAAGUGAAGGAAGAAGCCAAGGAGAGUAGGAGAGAGCGAAGGUUACAGAGAGAUAAAACACAGAAAACACGCUUUGAUACAGAUCAACCAAGAUCAAAGUUUGACGAGAUGGACUUAGAGGAACUGGAGAGAAUGACAGAAGAAAAAAGAAAACUGAGGGAAGAAAGGAAGAAGAAACUAGCAGCUACAAGAAAAGAGGGUAUUUAUAUGCCGUCUGCGGAGGAAGCAUUUGAUUUCUUUACUCGAGUGUGGGAACCAGAACCUAAAGAUGAAGAAGAGGAGGAACCAGUGGAAAAAGCUGAAACUGAAAAGAAAGAAAAAGAGGAGGGUGAAGAACCUAAAGAAGGUGAAGAACCUAAAGAAGGAGAAGAGCCCAAAGAAGGAGAAGAGGGUGAAGGUGAACCAAAACCUGGUAAAUCUGAAGAUGAACAGCCAUUGAUUCCACAAGAUGAGGAGGAAGAUAUUGGGUACGCUCUCACUGUAAUGUCUAAAGCUGAAUACCCUGACCCAGAUGAGGUGGUUCGAAAAGAAGAUUUGAUCUAUUUCUAUCCAUCUAGUGCAGAAAUUCCGGCAACAGAUAAAGUUGCGAAGGAGAUGGAAGUGAGGCGUUUGGAGGAAGAAGGAUUCUACGUCGGUACCCGGCCUUCAACCUCAGGCUGGAACCAAAACAGAAUGGAACACAGGCUUCUAAAAGAGGGUGAAAAGGGACAUGAAUCAGCUAAGAAAUGGUUUGGUGAGGAUGGUAAACUGCUGGCAUUACCAGAUCCAUUAAAGGUUAUGCCCUCUAGACCUCCAGUAACAGAAGAGGUGGAACCAUAUCUACAGACUGUCUAUAAGAAGGCAAUAAUGAGAGAGUUUGACAACCGAUAUAUAGACGGUACGACAGAGGGCGGAGGACAGUAUCAACUUGAUGUUGAUAUUAACCAGAUAUGUUUCUCCCACCAUCAUUUAUACAGUAGAGAACAUGUCCUUGCACAGAAACUCACUCAGAUGUAUCAACAGUAUGUCAUACGACAAAAGAAAAAUAUGACAGAGUAUUUGGGUCAGAAGCUGAGGGCAUUAAAGGAUUCUGCAUUACAUCUACAAGAUCAUAUAGCAGCUCAUAGGAGUGAACAUACCCUGACUGACAGAUCUAACUAUGAAAGAAGACUUCAAGAAUACAAGACAGAAAUCAGACAGGCAAGAUUACAGCGUGAUAGAGAAGAGAAGUCGGACAGGAAUUUAUUAAAGAAUAUCAUACAUACAUGGAAGGAAAUUAGAGCCCAGAGAGACCUUCAGAGAUUCACUAACACACCUGUCAAACUGCAGAUAAGAAAACAAGAGGUGGACAAGACACAGGAUCAGGCUGUGUGGAAACUAGAACUUGAGGAAGAGGUGGAAGAAUUAAGAGAUGAGCAUGAGAGAGAUUACAAACAUAAAAUGUUAUCUUAUGAGGAGGACAUUACCAAAUAUCAAAAACAACAGCAAGCCAAGAAAGAUGCUGAGAAGAGGUUAAGGAAAUUAAGAGGUAGAAAGGGAUCAAGGCAAAGUAGUGCCAGUGCCCUAUCGGGUGGGUCAGGACUAGAGGACUACAAUGAGGAAGCUCAGAGAAAAGACCAGGAAACUUUAGACGAGGCCGACCUAACUCAACCGGAACUUCCGGAACAAUUUGAUGAAAAUACUGUCAGAGAAAAGGUGAAGGCAAAGGCAUUAGAGAGUAGACGGAGACCUGGUGAACCCAAACUAGAUCUUGAAUUAUCUAACACUGCUUCAAUAACACCAACAACAGAAUGUCCCAGUGGAGAACAGAGGAGAAGGGAUGAUGUAUCUAAAUGUAAAGUGUUUGUGAAAAUUUUGUUCAACAAUAAAGAAGUGUCAAGGACUAAUUCCAAACCUUUGACCCAGGAUUUCAAGGUGAAUUAUGGUCAAAUUUACAAUAUGAAGAUUCUACAAUGGCCAGAAAGUAUAGCUUUUCAGGUGUAUGAAACUGUAGGUUUAAGCAGUAGUCUGAUGGCAGAGUUAUGUGCCCCUAUACCAGACACGAGCGUCACUUCACUAUCAGUACAAUUAGAGGAUCUAGAGUUCAGCAGUGAUCACAGAAUUAAUCACAGUCAUGAAGGAGUUGGCAGCGGUUUGCCGUUUACAUUUGGGAAAGGAGGUGAGGAGUUAUUGACCUUGAUGACAACUGGUGUGCUAACGUUUAGUAUAGCUUGGGCAGUGGAUGAACAUGGCCGUGCCCUCGUACCUGCUGCUGCCACAUCAAAUAUUACCAGCAUGUUUAAUCACAUGAAGAAGAUGGAUCCUCUUGCAGCAAUUGGGGCAACAGGUGUGAUGGAUUUAAAGAAACUUGCUGAAUGGUUUCAUAAUUCGAGACUUGACCCAAAUGAUCCCAGCAACGCUGAUAUCGUUUAUAUUCUUAGGGGUAAAUCAGGGGACUCGGCAUUACUAUCACCGACUGAAUAUUUCCGGUUAGAGCAGCUGAUGGAAGAGUUUGACUUUGUCACAUAUGAUGAACUUGUAAUGAAUAGAAGGUUUCAGUUGCUACAGUUACGAGAUGAAGAAGUUCAAGAGUUUAGAAAUUAUAAGAUGGUGCCAGCAUAUGAUCGAGAAAUACCUAGAGAUACUUUUACAGAUUAUGAAAGAAAGAAAAGAGAAGAGCAGAAGUUACGUCAGAUGGAAGAUAUAGAAUCUCACAGAGCUGCUGUAAAAAGGUUCCGACAGAGGAUCCGGGAACAAGUUAUGCGAAGGUUUAGAGUUCAAUCUCACAUGAAGAGAUGGGAAGACAUGGUGUAUGAGGAAGCUGUACCAAACAUUGCAAUUUUGGGAGGUAAUUUAUUAAAGGUGUUUGAGCGUAAAGCUCCACUGAAGCCAAGACGUAGAGAACGUAAGAAGGUGACAGCACAGAAUAUCAAGGGUGAUGAGGUGAAGAUAUUGGUGAACAUAAGUCGUGCACAGAAUGUUCCCAUCAGAAUGGCUGCGUCUGCUGCAGGAAUGACCUAUGGUGGGGUACAAGCCUAUCUCAAUGCCUUAGAUUUCUGGUCAGGUGCCAUGACAACUCGGGAACCAGACAGGAGAAGAACAGAGGAGGUUAUUGAAGGUACAACAGUUCGGCCAUUUAUUGAAGUAAUGUUCCAGCAUAAUUCAAUAAAGACCUCAGUGGGCGACGGACCUAAUCCAAGUUUUAAUGAAGAAUUAGUGAUACCAUUUAAAGCACCAAAUGAUGAUUUUAGUCCAAGUAACCUACAAACACUUGGUGACAGUAUAUUCUUGAAUCUGUUUGAUGAAGUGGUUGUCGAUAUUCAACAGGAUGACAGGGAAAGAGGAAGUUCUGUACAUCAGAGAAUAGAGAAAAAAUGGCUUGGUAGUCUAAAAAUUCCAUUUACUACUGUUUAUUUUAAUGGAAAGAUUGAUGGUACAUUCCGUGUAAAUGCUCCGCCUGUAUUGCUGGGUUAUGUACCAGAGUCUCUACACAUGGGCGAGAUGGAUGUCGGGUUGAGCAAAGAUGUUAAAACAUUACUCAGCAUGUUUAUAACAAUUGAACCACCACUGACUCAGCCAGAACCUGCUAAAGAAAGGUUUACAACAAAUGAGGAAGAGAAGUUGAUGGUCUAUGCUGAUGAAUGGCAGGAAAGAAUCUCCAACUUAUUUACACCUAAACGUGAAGUGAAAACAUUUGUUACAGACACUAACUUCAAAUCUGUGUUUAUAACACGGUAUUUUAAAGCUAUCAAACCACCAGAGGAAUUAACGGAUAAAGGUCUAUCAUUGGAAGCUACAUCUGAACUUGUGGCCAGAUAUGUGUCACUUAUUCCAUUUGUGUCGGAUUCUAUGAUAUUUCCAGGUCUCUGUGAUAUAUGGAACACAUGUGAUCAAUUUCUACAAAUGCUGUCAGGGGACGAAGAGGAGCAUGCUAUUUUACUGGUCAAUUUCUUCCUGUCAAUAGGAAAGAAGGCGUGGCUUAUCUGUGGUUCUGCUAUUCCAGAAGGCCCCACAGCCUAUGUGCUGACAGAGGAAGACAACGGCAAUUUUUGGAUUUGGAACCCAAGCAGUGGGGAUCAUUUUCGCACUCAGGACACUACCAGCCCACUUCAGAAAAUAGGAUGCAUUGUCAAUCAUGAAAAUAUUUGGGCAAACAUUCAAGUGUAUGACAAACCAUCUCAGAUCAUGUAUAACUUUGCUGAUGCCUCCCAGUGGGAGCCAUUGUUUACCAAGAGGAACCCGGCCCCUGGUCUUGGUAGUAUUCAGCCUGAUGCAUUAUACUACUUCCCAACAGACAAGGAUUAUGUAGUAGAGUUACAGGAGAAGAUACAGUCAACACUGAAGAACAAGAUCAUGGACUGGAGGAGUCGCUACAUUACACGCUGGAACAGACACUGUACCCAAGUGAUGAGAAAAAUGCUUCCAUUGCUAGAGGAGAACUGUGGGAAGUCUGUAGGUGAGCAACAUAUACAUGAGCUAGAGCAGUCGUUCAGUUCAUACAAGGUUUCUGGAUUCCCCAUCAACAUGCCUUUCACAGAGAUCGAACCAAUAAUCGAGACUGUCUACGCAACUGGUGUACAUUCCCAGGAGUCGAGCGAUGUUGAGUAUGCACUGGCAGUGUAUGUCCAUCCAUAUCCUAAUUCUGUGCUCUCUGUCUGGGUGUAUGUAGCGUCGUUGAUGAGGCUGAGAUAAUUAGUGGACUAGGUUUUAAUUUAGAUAACUGACAGACUAGAUUAUCUGUGUUUGAAAUAGGUUUGCCAAAUCAUGGAGGAUGUCACCAUAUGGCCUAAUUGCUGUAAAUCAAUUCUUUAAGUUAAAUGUGAAAAAUUUCACUUAUGAAUAAACUUUAUGUAAAUUUUAAAAAAAAUGCAUCUGACAGUGUAUAUGUGAU